Molecule: messenger RNA, 1182 nt
Organism: Vicia faba (fava bean)
Lineage: Eukaryota; Viridiplantae; Streptophyta; Magnoliopsida; Fabales; Fabaceae
Source: the annotation of a GenBank genome assembly
AUGGCCCCCUUUAAGGGUCUACACGUUGGCCCAGACAGGUUCAAAAAUCCUUUUCCUGGAGUUUCUCAUCCCGUAGUUACUCAAUUGAAUGUUGUAUGGAGGGAAUUUCUAACUUCGACUCUUAUCUCUUUCCAGAUUGACACCGGGUCUAAUGGUUACAACUUCACAAGUUAUCAUCCGAAUUUGGUAGCGUGCCAUUUUGGUCUUAGCCAAAUAUUGCGUCAACUCAGACUUUGGAACUUCCAACAUUCCAAUUCUAAUAAUUUUUCUUUGCUACUGCUGAAUUUGACCCUUGGUGGUAUAAAUACCAAGAACAACAUUUCUAUGUGUCCUCCUUUUUGCAACGACUAUCAAAAGCCUUCGCUCGACUGGACGCCCAACCAACUGCUUCGACAGGCCCCUCAAUGGAUAUUAUGGAUCUCACAAGAACAACUCUUAGCGACACCCAAGAGACAUCAAUUUUUGUUAUUGAAGCCGAUUCACACAAAAAGAUCAUUGGCGGUCUCCCUUGAUUCUGUCCAAUCUUCAAAGAAAAAGAAAAAUCAUGCUCCUCCGUCGACUCAGCCUGCCAACGUUCCUGAAGAAACUCUACCUAUCCCAACUGAACAAGCUAGAAUCGAACAUCCUGAUCUCCAGUCUUCUUCCGCUGAGGUGCCAUUGGAUUCCCAUACCCCCAACUCGAGCAUUGUCGCUGAGGUUGAUGCUAAUGUUACCCUCAAACUUCAACAACUCAAAACUUAUCUCCUUGAGGGUGAUUUUCUAGUUGUAGUCGGAGAAGAGACUGAUCUGGGUAGAGAUGCUCUUAAGUUGGUUGGCAAACUCAAUCAUUAUGAACUUCCUGAUUCUAUUGCUAAAUAUUUUAUUGAGUUUAAGUCUUUCUUCAGCCAACUUAGUCGAGAUCUGAUUACUAGGAAGAAUGAUGACCUCCAGAUCAAGAACAAAAUCAAUGAAAUGGCUCGGAAGUGGGAUUUCAGUAAAGCUUGCGAGAAAAAACUAACUGAAUUCCAGGCCAAGAAACAACAACACUUUGAUAAACAUAAGGAAAUCGAUGAUGAAAUUUAUCAUUAUCAAGCUCAGAUUGACGAACUCAAAAAGAAAAUUAAAGAAGCCAAUCAGAGAAAGCUGCUAUCGAUACUGGAAAAAACCUCCCCACUCCGGAACAAAUUACUAAUGAGGCUUUGA